AUGGAUCCCAGUACUCUAAAAUAUUAUCAUGUUGAUGAAUUUGAAUCAAAACCAUUUCUUAAUACAUAUUUUUCUCUGGAAGGUGAUAAAGAACUUCUAAAUGAUGGUCUCGUAAAUUUUACUACAUAUCUUCAUAAGGAAUUUGCCAAAGGUAAUAUUAAACGGGACAUGCUGAUUGAAAUUAGUCCUGGUCCCGUUAUUUUUACCUUACUCCCAGUUUGCAAUUACUUCAAAGAAAUAAUUUUAUUAAAAUUUAAUGAUCACUCAAUCAAUGAAAUGAAGAAAUGGAUAAAUGGAAAUGCUGCAUUUGACUGGUCUCAUGCCUCAAAAAUUAUAAAGGACCUGGAAGGAAACUGUGAUGAACUACAAGAAAAAGAAGAUGUGCUAAGAACAAACAUUAAGGAUGUUCUGAAAUGCGAUCUCUCCAAAGAAAACCUGACAGACCCAAUAAUUUUACCAAAGGCAGAUUGCAUCAUAACUGCAUGGGUUCUGGAAAUGGUCAGCAAAGAUAAAGAUGCUUACUGCAAUAAUUUAAGAAAAAUCUACUCUUUACUAAAACCAGGAGGACACCUGGUAAUGAUUUGUGAUAUUAAUGUUUCAUUUUUGAAAAUUGGUGAACAUAAUUUCCAUAUCUUAACAUAUGAUGAAGAGUUUCCGAAGAAAACUCUGAAGGAUUUAGGAUUUAAAAUUGAAAGCUAUGAAGUUUAUGAAAAAACUUCCUCCACUACUGAUAUUGAUUAUGAAAAAGUUAUGUGUCUCACUGCAUUGAAAAAGUUUUGA
Messenger RNA from Pelobates fuscus (common spadefoot toad), 780 nucleotides. Its product is annotated as indolethylamine N-methyltransferase-like. Lineage: Eukaryota; Metazoa; Chordata; Amphibia; Anura; Pelobatidae. Gene Ontology annotation, cellular component: cytosol. The record is from RefSeq and is a predicted model, not a curated record. Gene Ontology annotation, molecular function: N-methyltransferase activity. The transcript has 3 exons. The coding region runs from base 1 to 780 and encodes 259 amino acids.